Protopterus annectens (West African lungfish) is the source of this 4336-nucleotide messenger RNA. RefSeq names its product LDL receptor related protein 12 (gene LRP12). The transcript has 7 exons. Bases 259 to 2847 code for a protein of 862 amino acids. The record is from RefSeq and is a predicted model, not a curated record. Gene Ontology annotation, molecular function: low-density lipoprotein particle receptor activity; protein binding. Gene Ontology annotation, cellular component: plasma membrane. Lineage: Eukaryota; Metazoa; Chordata; Ceratodontiformes; Protopteridae.
UCAGGUUUCAGGCACUCGUUAACAUAGCUGGACCACGUGGGUUGGGAGGCAGGAAUUGCAGAUGAGAGCUGCUUAAACAAUUGAAAGGGGAUUUUUUUUUUCUUUAAGUUAAAUACGUGUAAAGGUAAUGGAAACCAGGUAUUACAGAUGAUUCGUGACAUAAAUGAGGUAUUUGUUGUUCUGGAGCACUGAUCUGUAAUUCCCAGGUGUGUCUCCUUCACUUCCAGUUUCCCUCGGAUUGGUCUCCAUCUGUUUGGUAUGGCCUGCUCUGUGUCUAGCAACACAAAGGCUUUGUUGAUGUUCAGGACGAUCACACAGCUGUUGUUCAGCUUUAGACUUGAUGGAAAUGCUGCCCUUGCAGAACAGAUGGAAAAUGUGCACAUUUCAGGAAUGUCGACUUCUUGUAGAGAUAUUCCAGAACAGAUUAAUGCACCAAGCGGGAUAAUAACAAGUCCAGGCUGGCCUUUAGAAUACCCCUCCCGGAGCAACUGUAGCUGGUACAUCAGAGCUAACCCUGGGGAAAUAAUUACUAUUAGUUUUCAGGACUUCGAUGUGGAAGGUUCCCAUACUCUUCAGUGCACCUCAGACUGGUUAACAAUAGGAGGACACAGAAAUACAGAUGACAAUAGGGCCUGUGGCUCUACUAUUCCAGCACCUUAUAUUUCUUCUCUAGACCAUGUCUGGAUCAGGUUUCAUUCAGAUGAUAGUGUUGCUGGGAAGGGUUUCCGUCUUGCAUAUAUCACAGGGAAAGCAGAAGAACCGAGAUGUGACUGGGACCAGUUUCACUGUGCCAAUGGAAAAUGUAUCCCAGCAUCCUGGAGUUGCAAUGGUAUGGAUGAAUGUGGUGACGACUCAGAUGAGGAGCUCUGCCAGAAAUCUAACUUGCCAACUGCUUUUCCUUAUCAGACAUGUCCAUAUGACCAAUUCCAGUGUCUUUCUCGAAUAACCAAAGUCUACACAUGUCUCCCCAAAGCCCUUAAAUGCGAUGGAAACAUUGACUGCCUUGACCUGGGUGAUGAAAUAGACUGUGAAGUACCUACAUGUGGACAGUGGCUGAAAUAUUUUUAUGGUACCUUUAACUCUCCUAAUUAUCCAGAUUUUUAUCCACCAGGCAGCAACUGUACCUGGUUUAUAGAUACUGGCGAUCACCGUAAAGUGAUUUUACGAUUUACUGACUUUAAACUCGAUGGUACAGGUUAUGGAGACUAUGUUGAGGUGUAUGAUGGGCUUGAAGAAAAUCCCCAUAAGAUUUUGCGUGUUUUGACAGCUAUUGAUUCACGUUCCCCAAUUACAAUUGUAUCAUCCUCUGGGCAGCUGAGGAUACACUUUUUUGCUGACAAAGUAAAUGCUGCCAGGGGAUUUAAUGCUACGUACCAAGUUGAUGGGUUUUGUUUACCUUGGGAGAUUCCAUGCGGGGGUAAUUGGGGUUGCUAUACUGAGCAGCAACGUUGUGAUGGCUACUGGCACUGUCCAAAUGGACGGGACGAGACUAACUGCAGUGUGUGCCAGAAAGAUGAAUUCCCCUGCUCAAGAAACGGAGUCUGUUAUCCCCAUUCAGACCGCUGUAACUAUCAGAAUCACUGCCCAAAUGGUUCUGAUGAGAAGAACUGCUUUUUCUGUCAGCCAGGCAACUUCCAUUGUAGAAAUAACCGCUGUGUGUUUGAAAGUUGGGUUUGUGAUUCCCAAGAUGACUGUGGAGAUGGAAGUGAUGAAGAGAACUGUCCAGUGGUUGUUCCUACCAGAGUCAUAACCGCAGCAGUUAUUGGAAGUCUCAUUUGUGGAUUACUUCUCGUCAUUGCACUGGGCUGUACCUGCAAACUGUACUCCCUAAGAAUGUUUGAAAGGAGAUCAUUUGAAACUCAGUUGUCCCGAGUCGAAGCUGAACUCCUGAGAAGAGAAGCACCUCCUUCAUAUGGGCAGUUGAUUGCCCAGGGCUUAAUACCUCCAGUUGAAGAUUUCCCUGUGUGCUCUGCAAAUCAAGCCUCAGUGCUAGAAAACUUGCGACUUGCAGUUCGAUCUCAGCUUGGAUUUACCUCGAUUAGACUCCCUACAAGUGGUAGAUCUAGUAACAUCUGGAGUCGGAUUUUCAAUUUUUCAAGGUCACGGCGGUCUGGAUCUCUUGCCUUAGUGUCAGCUGAUGGAGAGGAAGCAGUUGUUGAUUCUGGGGCAUCCAGAGAGAGGGAUAGAAAUGGUACUCACAGAAGUCUUUUUUCUCUGGAAUCAGAGGACACAGAUACCGAAAAUGAAAGAAGGGAUAUACCUGGAGCAGUUGGUGGUGUUGCAGCACCAUUACCUCAGAAGGUUCCUCCAUCUUCCUCAGUAGAGGUGACUGUGGGAGCAUCAGGAAGUACGUCUGUUCAACAAACUGGCAGUGUGAAUUCUGAAAGUGGAAGAGACGUGGGAAGCAUAGGUGCUCCUACUACAAGUCCUGCAAGACACCAACUGACUAGUGCAUUGAGUCGCAUGACUCAGAGCUUUCGUUGGGUACGGUUUUCUCUACGAAGAUCGAGUUCAGCAAAUCAGAACCAGAGUCCAUUGCGGCAGCUAGAUAAUGCAGUUAGUGAAAGAGAGGAAGAUGAUGAUGUUGAAAUGUUAAUUCCUGUUUCUGAUGCACCAUCAGACUCGGACAUGAAUGACUGUUCAAGACCUCUACUUGAACUUCCCUCAGACCAUGGCCAGGGAUCAAGAUCACCUCACAUUUCAGCACUUCAGGGAACAAGGCCCGGUAGUAGAGAUGGCCCUUGUGAGCACUGUGGUAUUGUACACACUGCCCAGAUACCUGAUAUCUGCCUAGAAGCAACCCAAAAAAAUGAAACAAGUGAUGACGAGGCCCUGUUACUCUGCUAAAUGCAGUGUUUUGUUUCCUUGGGGAAGAUUAAAGUUGAGGCAGUUUCAUGUUGGUUUUACAACUAAUUAUCCCAUGCAAAAAAUUAAAACUAAAUCAUAACAUUUCAAGUCUUAAGUGGAAACACUCUCCAUUGCUAAGCUUUCAGCAACUUGAAAUGGAAGUAUAGCUCACAAAAGCCGCAAAACAUUUGCAUUUUAUGUUAGAGUUGUGAAGUUAUACAGAUCAAAGAGACAUCAAUAACUUUGCACUUUUAUUCAAUUUCUAAAAAGGUCAUGGUCAUGUAAAGUACUGAUACAGAUUUUUCACUCUUUCUGUUCCAGUUCCCGUGCUGUAAGAAUACAUGAUGCUUUACCACAUUAUUAUUUUCCUUUUUUUAUGGCAUUAUUCUAUUUAUACUUUCACAUGGCUUUUUUAAAAAAAAAACAUCGGUUAUUAUAAAUUACACUGUAUUGAAGUAUCACUUGAACAUUUUCUCCCCCCCCACCAAAAAUAUGCAUGAAAUCUAGGACAUAACUAAAAAGUGUGAAUGCAAAUCCAGAAAGGAGCAUUUCUGCCCAAGCGAACAUUAUUGCUGAGAGGCAUAGGUCACUGUUAAUUUCCACCAGGGAGCUGAAAGAUGCUGCUAUUUUUUACCCUGGAACUUUUAUUUGAAACAGUGAUUUUGUGCCUAUCUGGAAAUUGGCCAUUCAGUUACAUACCUCACAGUUUUUCUCAUUAAAGAGAAAGAAAGCAUGUUAAAAAUAGUGCGUUUAUGCUGUUUUUGCAGAAUUCUAAUUUUAGUGAAAGCUAUAAAAAGACCACCAAGCACUUGAAGAGGUCCAGCUUUUAUUUAUUUUUUAUGCUAAAAAGCACCAGGCAUUAAGCUUACUAGGAUUCCUGUAAUUUGCACUAAUAUAUAAUGAUGUUCCUAGUAAGCUUGGCACUUGAGUGCUGUAUGGUUUGGUACUUUUAUCCAAUCAUAAUUUCAUUGCUUUUAUUUCACUUUUCCUGUGACUACUUGAUCUUGCUUUGCAGUUUCCUUUUAGACAAUAAAAUGUUUGUUUCAGAUCAUUUUCAUAUUCACUUGCAACCUCUGUACAGUUCUUGGACUGGUUUAUACAUUUUAUGUAAACUAGCCAGGUAAGACAAACUGCAAAACAUUUACUGUAUAAAUGUCAUGCCAGAUCAUUUGACUAAAAUAUUACUUAUAUAAUAUGCUACCACAGAAAACAUCUAUUUGGCUCACUAAAACUGCAGUAUAUGAUUGUCACAUACUGCCCAGGCUUUAUUUAUUUUUUGAUGGUCUGUUUCUGUAAAUUUAAUGUUUUGGUACGGAAAAUGUGUUUGUGUGUAACUAUGCUAUUUAUUAAAAUUUAAGUAUGUUGCUGAAUGUCAUUUUUUAAAGCAUGUUGAAGGUCUUGUGCAUUUCUGUUGUGUUACGCCUUUGAGCAAACUGACUAAAGUGUUUUAUUACAUAAGAAAUAAUAAAUGAUGCAUUUUAUUGUUACA